Carassius auratus (goldfish) is the source of this 1474-nucleotide messenger RNA. RefSeq lists its product as uncharacterized. The record is from RefSeq and is a predicted model, not a curated record. The coding region runs from base 24 to 1040 and encodes 338 amino acids. NCBI's taxonomy places the organism in Eukaryota, Metazoa, Chordata, Actinopteri, Cypriniformes, Cyprinidae. The transcript is spliced from 9 exons.
CUGAGGCACUGGAAGGAAGAAUCAUGCCACCUACAUCUUUUACAAUCUUUAUUUUUAUGUGUGGCUUUUAUUCCAGAUUUCAUGCCAUCGUUGUCAAAGUUCAGCGUGGAUCUGAUGUGUCUUUGCGAUGUGACGUUCCUCUCCGGUCUAAUUCCUCCACUUUGCAUUGGGAGAAAGAUGGAGAACAAACACCCAACAGCACUCUGAUGUACAACACCUCUGCCUACAUUAUCUUACACACCGUUGAUAAACGCAGUGAAGGGAAAUAUUACUGUAAAUUGAUGCAAGAUGGAAUCGUUCAAACUGUUAGGAUUCACACACUUAAUGUUAUUUCAUAUUCAGAUGGAAAUAGUAAAAGUCAAAGCAUUUCCAGUCAAAGCUCCAGUCAAAGCUCCAGUAAUACCAAUGUGUCACUGAUCUGCAAGUCUCCAAUGGAGUCUCCUGAUGGUGUGUUGAGGAUUCAGUCAGUGGAUCUUACCUGUGAAGUUUCUGAAGUAAAUGAUUCAGUGACGCUGGUCUGGCUCAGGAUGGAGGGGAACAGAGGAGUGCUGGUCAAACAGCAAAAUAUGACUAAGAAAAACACCAUGUUACGUCUCACAGUGAAUCUAUCCAACUCUAAAACAGACCCGCUGCACUGGCAGUGUGCAGUUUUUACUGAGAAUACACUCAGAGCUCUGGUCCCUAUAACAAUCAAUUGUACCUCAAACAAAGUAAUCAACAAACUAUUUUGCUGUGUUUUGACUCUAUUUACUGGGAUACUGCUUGGAGCUCUAUUGUACUACUGCUACAGGAAACGGAAGUCAGUGCACUCUAACCCUCAGGAGUCUGAACCAGUCUAUAUGAAUAUCAACCAUAUGAGACAUGAAAGAGUAGAGCGCAGCACACCAGAAAACAGAGAAAAUAGUCAUAAAAUAUACCGCAAUAUCAGAAGAAACAGAUAUGGAAAAGGAAACAUAAAUAAAAGAGAUGAGACACCGGAUACAUCAGACAGUUUGACCUACGCAACCAUUGUUUUCAACAAGUCCAGGUUUCAGACUUAAAAUAUAACUCCAGUCAAUUAGGAAAACCUAUGACACAAUUUCAUAUAAGGUUUUAUUUUUAUAUAUGAACCUCAAACCAAUAUCUCACAGAGAAAGUAUGAACAUUUUCUUUAUUAAACAUUGUCUGGUCACAAAAGAUAUAAUCUGAGAAUGCAUUUAGAGAUUCUCAGAUCUACAGUAACUGCGUUCAUUAAACCACCAGCUCAAAAAUUAAUCCUACUGACUGAAACUGGAUAAUUGCAUCCUUUUAUUAGUGUUGUUUUAAUCACAUUUGUAAAAGCAUCAAUAGGCAGCCAAAUAUUAUCAUGAUUUUGCAUUUGUUAUAUUAUAGGUGCCUUCAUAUAUGUGCAUGCAUGCUGUUGAAAUGGCCAUUUGAUGGCACUGUUUGAAAACAUUCUUGAAUAAUAAUAAUAAAGUGUAAGUACUAAAAAGGA